GUGCGGGGUACGCACUACUAUGCAGCGGUGAAAAAUCACACUGCGCCGGAUGUCGAUGUGGUCAGCACUGCCGUGUCCAUAAUCGUUAGCACUACUUCCAGCAUGCCCGAGAAAUGGAACGGCAAUCUGAGCGCGGGAUGCUGCCAUCGACAGACGAUACAAUUCCCAUGGGCCUUCCAGCUAAGCGUGCAAUCUCCGAUGACGAGGAUGCCGCGCGUCCAAGCAAACCCAAAAGGCCUUCUGCAGCAACCUACGCACGUGCGCCCUCCUCUCUGUUCAGUGGCAUUAGUCCGUCACGUCCAGGACCAUCAACAAGCAACCUAAUCGCGCCACCGGUUAUUGCUGACGUCCCACCAAGCAAUCUGGAUGUGCUGCACGAACUGCAGGCCAUAAAAUCCUUAUUUUUAGAUGAGUUGUGUCUCAUUCGAUCAGAAUUGGUCGGCCAUCGUCGCAUGUCCGAAGCGAUGUUGCAAAUGCUACAACGACAAUCCCAAAGUGUUGCGCCGGGACUAUCUCUGCCAUUCAUCUCUCUCAGUGAGCUAAAGAGAUAUGAUGAACGGCUGAAGGACCCCGAUUUCAAAAUCAGAGUCGUCAACCAUUUAUGUGCUGUGCACGGUGAUAACAUACAACUCAUCGUCCGGGGUACCAUGGAGCGGCUAAUGACAAGAUCAGUUGCCGCGGAGAUAAAUUACUCCGGCGCUAGAGGUUCCUUUGCAUUCAGGCGAACAAAUAUGAACGGCCUUGUACAAGGCCUCAUUCGGCAACGCAUGGGUGAUGCAGCCUCGGAUGCUGACAUUACACGGCACAUCAAAACGUGGUUGCAUUCUGCACGGCACAAAAGACCGCCGGUUGAGCAAACUAAAGUAUGCAGUACGAAUGAGCCUCCUACGUUGACACUCGCGGAAGCAGAUUAAGAAUAUUGACUAUGCCGCUUUCUGCUACUAACGUUCUUUGUACUGCACCCCUUCAUGUAUAUAUAGCAUUCCUAUACCUCGGUUUUAAUUUUCUUUCGCCUUGUGAUGUCAGGUGCGCGGUAAGAGCGGUUUCCUUUUCUGACCAACAGCUUUGAGUCGCCGCCUAGGUGGGUUCCCAAGUCCAGAAACUACCGCAACUGGUACCGGGUGAACACUAGGUCCGAGUCGUCCAUAUAUUCGUUAGGCGCAUAGUGCGUUCAAGUGUGUUGUCCGUAUUCGGAUACCCAUGGGAGGCAAUGACGGGAUCUGGACCAGCCGGAUUGUCACGCAUAGUGGUGAAUUUCUAUUGGUCAACGCUAGCAUCAUCUUCAUUGGUCCAACGUAAACUGGAC
Dicrocoelium dendriticum is the source of this 1306-nucleotide messenger RNA. The record is from the annotation of a GenBank genome assembly. Lineage: Eukaryota; Metazoa; Platyhelminthes; Trematoda; Plagiorchiida; Dicrocoeliidae.